Messenger RNA from Microsporum canis CBS 113480, 1044 nucleotides. RefSeq names its product protein kinase domain-containing protein. NCBI's taxonomy places the organism in Eukaryota, Fungi, Ascomycota, Eurotiomycetes, Onygenales, Arthrodermataceae. Gene Ontology annotation, biological process: protein phosphorylation. Bases 1 to 1044 code for a protein of 347 amino acids. Gene Ontology annotation, molecular function: protein kinase activity; ATP binding. The record is from RefSeq and is a predicted model, not a curated record. The transcript has a single exon.
AUGGAGUUCCCGAAAAUUCUCGAACAUUGUGAGGGUGUUGGUUUUGGAUGUGAAUCGAUAGUCCAUAGAGUCAGCCCGACCAUCGUGGUUAAAAGACUCCAAUCGUGCAAAUUCAAAGCAGAAGGGCGGCCACAUCCUUUCCUCCUUGAAGUCAAGUUUUAUAACCGCUUGAUUGAGCGACAGGAUAGAUGUGCAGACAUCGUUGCAUGCUAUCUUGCGCUUCCAGAUCACAUCUUUCUAUCCUACUGCAGCGGUAACCGGAUUGAUAAACGCUAUUUCGAGUAUCAGAAGCGUGAGAAACGCCCGAACCGCCCCAACGAAUAUUUCGGACGACUUGUAGGUGUGAAUUAUCAUGAAGAUCCCGCUCUCAUUGCUCGAUGGGUACGACAAGUGGCAUCAGCGCUUGAGUAUGUGGAAAAGAUGGGUUUCUGUCAUAAUGAUGUGGCUCCCCGUAACUGCCUGCUUGAUGACAGCCUCAACCUGAAGCUAUGUGACUUUGACCGCGCUACCACCAUCGGUCAAUUACUUGAUAGUUCUUUUGCUCCAUGGGCUAGAGAGCUAACCAUCGGUCCUUUGAAAUAUACCUAUGGCCUCUGCUGUGCUCGAACGGAGCAGUUUUCACUUGGUACUCUUGUCUAUUUUCUAUUGUACGGCCAUGAACCGUAUGAAGACAUCGAUCUUCAAGAUAAAGACCCCAAGGAAUUGAGCCGCCGAUUCAGCGAUAUGGAGUUUCCAGUCCUCGACCGGCAUCCAGUUUUUGAUGAAUUUAUCUUUGCUUGUUGGCAUAACGUCUUCCCCAAUAUGUCCCUGGCAGCGUAUACUAUCAGGCACUCAACCGAAGAUUUCGCAUUGUCUGCGGAGUAUGGAACCGGUACUAUGUAUGCAAAGGAGCGAAAAACAUGUGAACGGCUGAUCCAGAAUGGGCUACUUGGGCCCGAGAUGGCUUUGCGCUUUCAACCUUUCUGGCAAAGAUACGUUCAGGCGAUUAUAGGAAACGCUAAGCAAUUUUGGCAGAGCUUAGUGAGCGUCCUAAGGAGAUUGUGA